Messenger RNA from Topomyia yanbarensis, 618 nucleotides. Its product is annotated as large ribosomal subunit protein eL27-like. The record is from RefSeq and is a predicted model, not a curated record. The coding region runs from base 127 to 537 and encodes 136 amino acids. Gene Ontology annotation, biological process: translation. The transcript is spliced from 3 exons. Gene Ontology annotation, molecular function: structural constituent of ribosome. Lineage: Eukaryota; Metazoa; Arthropoda; Insecta; Diptera; Culicidae. Gene Ontology annotation, cellular component: cytosolic large ribosomal subunit; ribosome.
UUAUACAUUUUUAUACCAGUUUCACGCGUUUGACAUUAUUCAUCGAGACGUCAACUAUUUCUGUCCCAUUCUAAUUCUUUUUCCGGUCUGCCAUUGGGAUCGAAAGUGAACACAUUUCACUGAAUCAUGGGCAAGAUUAUGAAGCAAGGGAAGGUAGUACUCGUCCUUGGAGGACGGUACGCCGGUCGAAAGGCGAUCAUCUUGAAAACGUUCGACGACGGCACCUCAGACAAGCAGUUCGGACAUGCUCUCGUUGCCGGCAUCGAUCGGUAUCCACGUCGUGUAACCCGUCGUAUGAGCAAGGCCCGCAUUCAUAAGCGCUCCAAGAUAAAGCCGUUCGUCAAGGUUCUGAACUACAAUCACCUAAUGCCAACGCGUUACAGCGUACCGGACGUUAGCCUGGACACUAAAUAUUCGGCCAAGGACCUGAAAGAUCCAGCCAAACGCAAGAAGGCUCGUUUCCAGAUUCGUGUCAAGUUUGAAGACAGGCAUAAAUCGGGCAAGAACAAGUGGUUCUUCCAGAAGCUGCGAUUCUGAACAUACCGUAUAUGUUUGAACGUUAAGUGAAUAAGAGUUGAAGGAUGCUGUGUAAUAAAAGCGAUGAGAAAAAAUUAUAAA